AUGGCAUUAAAACUCCGAAAAAUCUUCACAUGGUGGUUGUAUUUGCUAGUAAUUGGAAUUUUCAACAAAGUCGUCUUAGCCAAGACCAAUACCUUUGUAAAUAAUUUAAGUAAAAGCACAGCAAAUUCAUAUUACGGCGAAUUCCGGGAAUCGCCAAAAGACAGUGGCGUAACAUUUAAAAAUUUUACCCGAAGCGGAGAAAGAAGCUUGAAGUGUGUGCCCAUGUUAAAACAUUUUGAAGUAGAAUUAACUGAACCUUUAAGAUUAGGCGAAGGAGUGGGUUUAACGGGAGAUCAUGCCAAACUGGGAGAAUGGCAAAUUGAGAAGAGUUUAGAAAUGAGAAGAAGACGUAAUCCCCUAAAAUGGUAUCUGAAAAUACCCAUGUGCUCAGCCGUAAGAGUAUAUUACCGAUUUUUUAUUUACUAUAUAGACUCAAAGGGCUUUAAACACAUACGCUAUUGGGAAGCUCAGCAACAUGCUCGUGUUGUAGAGGCCUACGAAAUGUUUCGUCAUCAGGGCUCGAGAAAAUUUGGCCAUGCUCAUGCUUUGGCAGUAGGAGGAGGCAAACAAAAUGAACGGGCCUGGUUGAGAAAGGAGUAUAUCAUACAAUUUAAAUUUAUAUGGCCUCAGCAUAUACAGUUUACGGAGUUUACACAUUUUAUAAGGAAUCCAAAAUAUGUUUUGAAAUUAAAAGCCUUCGAAGAGGUUAAUGGGCAACCUGUUUAUGAGAAUUUGGAAGAAAAUGAAGAUACCGAAUUGCAGGUGGUGCGUUUUGUGAGCAAAAAAUCUAAUUUGAAAACUAUAAGAGAACAGGGUGUGAUUUAUAGACCCGGGGAUAUAGUGGUUUUUCACAUAACGGUGGCGGACUUUCUGGAAAAUAUGUAUGUUCUGGGUAUUUAUACCAGGCAGCUGGAACUUUUGGGUGAAGUGGUCAUACCCUCAAAAGUACUGAAACGCAGUGAGGGCAUUUUGGAGCUCCCGAUAUUGGACUCUAAGGAAAACCAAAGAGUUGGCUGGUUGACUUUACCUUUUUUGAGAAUAGAUGCUAUGCCGGAAGCUUUAAAGCUUAAUAUGCGUGCCGGAUUUCAGCAUUAUUGGCCAUAUAAUUGGCCAACUUUAGAUAUAGGCCAACGUGGAUUGGGUAAAAGUUUUUAUUAUCAUUCUGCUAAUGUUAUGGAAAAUACUAUUGAAAGUUUUUUGAAAGCUGAGGAAUAUAACAGUGAUAUGAUCCAGUUAAAUGUGCAAUUAACCAAGGAUUAUGUGCCAGUGGUGUGGCAUGAUUUUGGAUUCUUUACGGCCGCUCCAAGCAACAAUAAAAAACUUAAGGGUAAAGAUUUAAAGUUUGUUUAUAUACAUGACUUGACCUACCAGGAAUUGCUAAAGAAAAGAGUGUUUGUGUUUAUAAAGGGUCUAAUGGUGGAGGUGACCCAUUUGAAUACAGUUUUUGCUCCGGAUAAGGAGAGAAUAUUUCCUUUACUGAAGCAGGUUUAUCAACAAUUACCCAUAACUUUGGGUAUAAUGGUGGACAUUAAAUGGCCUCAGCUCAUGAGUAGUGGUAGCUUGGAAUCUUUACAGUCAUUGGAUAAAAAUCUUUAUGUUAAUGGAGUCUUGCAAACAACAAUGGAAUUUGGUUGUGGACGUCCUUUAAUCCUGACAAGUUUUGAUGCUGAUAUUUGCUCAAUGUUGCGAUAUAAACAACACAUAUUCCCGGUAGUUUUUCAUACUCUGGGACAAUUUAGUCCCUGGGAAACCUAUGCCGAUUUACGCACCCAUUCCCUAAACAAUGCCUUACAAUUUGUGCAAUCCAGUGAUAUUUUGGGCACAGCAGUAUAUGCGAAAGAGAUAUUUAUUGCCCAUGAUAAUAAAGAUUUAAAACAGGCUUUUGAAUUACAACAAUUAGUAUUUAUUUGGGGUGAUCUGCUGCAGGAUGAAACGAUUUUAGAACAUUUCAGAAAUGAGGAACUGGCCGGCUUAAUAUACGAUCAUAUAGAUGCCUUAAUGCUGCAACAGCCUAAAAGCAAAAGGAAACGUUUUGGUUUCUUUGAGGCCCCCGAAUUACAACGCAUAUUUCUACGCCAAUGUAUAGCCGCUGGUAACAUGACCAUGAGUGAGGGUUUACCCGAUACUCACUCACCAUUUUGGCCACGUGUACGCAGUUUAGAUGAACUUUAAAGCCGGCAAAUUUCAAUUAAA
Molecule: messenger RNA, 2193 nt
Organism: Lucilia cuprina (Australian sheep blowfly)
Lineage: Eukaryota; Metazoa; Arthropoda; Insecta; Diptera; Calliphoridae
Product: glycerophosphocholine phosphodiesterase GPCPD1
Exons: 1
Coding region: 1-2172 (723 amino acids)
Biological process (GO): glycerophospholipid catabolic process
Molecular function (GO): starch binding; glycerophosphocholine phosphodiesterase activity
Source: RefSeq, a predicted model, not a curated record